Culex pipiens pallens (northern house mosquito) is the source of this 2015-nucleotide messenger RNA. Its product is annotated as cyclin-L2. NCBI's taxonomy places the organism in Eukaryota, Metazoa, Arthropoda, Insecta, Diptera, Culicidae. Gene Ontology annotation, biological process: regulation of transcription by RNA polymerase II. The record is from RefSeq and is a predicted model, not a curated record. Gene Ontology annotation, cellular component: nucleus. Gene Ontology annotation, molecular function: cyclin-dependent protein serine/threonine kinase regulator activity. The coding region runs from base 204 to 1901 and encodes 565 amino acids. The transcript is spliced from 4 exons.
GAAAAAAAAAACUAAAUUUCAUUCCAUCUGCCCUUUCGGAGCGUGCGUUUUACUCCCGAAGGUGCACGAAAUUUCCGCCGUAAAUCCGUUCCGGAUCGCGUCGUACGUGCGUUCCACCGGUUGUUGUUUGCAUCCCGCGCGAGUGCUCCCCGUCCUUCAUCGGGAACCAAGUGUUGCGGCCCUCACGACGAUCCCACCGAGGAAUGAGCUCGUCGAAAACGGCGGCAGCUGCGGCGACGACGACGACCACAAUGACCAUCACGGCGGGCGGCCUGGCGGAAGCCAGCAGUAAAGUGUCCUUGGCUUCCAGCGACAGGCAGCAGAAGACCUACGGGAAGAUUGUGUUGACGUUGGAAAAUUGCCUCCUUCCGGAGGGUAAGCUGGAGCUGACUCCGUCGCAAUCGGACGGGCUGGACCGGGAGACGGAGGUCGAUUUGCGGAUUUUGGGCUGUGAGCUCAUCCAGACGGCCGGGAUUCUGCUCAAGUUGCCGCAGGUGGCGAUGGCAACCGGGCAGGUCCUGUUCCAGCGGUUCUUCUACUCGAAAUCGUUCGUGCGGCACAGCAUGGAAGCGACCGCGAUGAGUUGCGUGUGUUUGGCGUCGAAGAUCGAGGAAGCGCCCCGACGCAUCCGCGACGUCAUCAACGUGUUUCACCACAUCAAGCAGGUCCGCGGUCAGAAACCGCUGUUGCCGAUGAUCCUGGACCAGCACUACAUCAACCUCAAGUCGCAGGUCAUCAAGGCGGAGCGGCGCGUGCUGAAGGAGCUUGGUUUUUGCGUGCACGUCAAGCACCCGCACAAGCUGAUCGUGAUGUACUUGAAGUACCUGGAGCUGGAGAAGCACCAGAACAUGAUGCAGAUGGCGUGGAACUUUAUGAACGACUCGUUCCGGACGGACGUGUUUGUGCGCUACCAGCCGGAGACGAUCGCGUGCGCGUGCAUUUACCUGACCGCCCGCAAGCAGAACAUUCCGCUGCCCGCGAAUCCGGGCUGGUUUCUGAUCUUUCGCGUCAGCGAAGAGGACAUGCUGGACGUUUGCUACCGGAUCAUGUCGCUGUACAAGCGCUCGAAGCCGAACGCUGAAGCGCUGGACAGUGCGGUGGACGCACUCAAGAAAAGGUACCAAGAUCAGAAGAAAAAGGACCGCUCGGACGCGAGCACACCCCCGACGGUGGUCAUGGUCGAUCGGAACAACGGGUCACACAACGCCUGGGGCGGGUUCAUCUCGCGAGCCCUUCCGGUGUCGACGGGUAGCGGCGGGGACAACGACAGUGGCAACAACGGAAACAACAACGAUAAGGACGGCAAAAAAACGUCCCAGUCCAAGUCACGCUCGCGGACGCCACGCUCACACUCCAGAUCACGAACUCCCCGUUCCCGGUCCGCUUCCCGAUCGUCCCGGUCCAAGUCCGGUUCCCGCUCGCCAGCGUCCCGAUCACGGUCGCGAUCUUCAGACGCGGAAAACGCUGGCACGCGUAAAGGCAUCAAAAAGUCCCGACAUCGCUCGCGAACGCCCAUCUCCAAGUCGUCCGGAGCGAAGAAAAAGUCCAAACAGUACUCGCGCUCGCGAUCGGGAUCGCCCGAGUCGCCCAAGUACAAGAAGAGCUCCAGCGACAAAAAGUACGACCGGCGCCGGGACGAAAGCCGCGGGGACGCGCGGUACAUCAACGGUAGCGAGCGGGACAAGCGCGGCAGCCGGGAUCAUCGCGAGCGAAGCAGCCACCACAGUAAAUCCUCCGGCUACGAUCGGGACGACUACCGGAAGAGUUACCGCAGCAGCCACGGCAACGGAGACAAACGGGACAAGUAUGGAGGUGGCGGCGGCGGAAGUCAUCGGCAUCACGGCAGCAGCAGCCACCGAUCGUCCAAGCAUGGCGAUCGGGAUCGCGACCGGCGACGAUAAUCCGUCCCCCGUUCGUUUAGCAAAAUGCCAUUUUUAGACGUUUCUUUUUCAAAUAAUUUCUACUUUUUCUUUUUCGUUAAGUAAACCGUGACGGGGAGAAACCAGGAAAGUUAA